Ictalurus furcatus (blue catfish) is the source of this 3887-nucleotide messenger RNA. RefSeq names its product leucine-rich repeat and fibronectin type-III domain-containing protein 2. The record is from RefSeq and is a predicted model, not a curated record. Gene Ontology annotation, cellular component: postsynaptic density membrane; cell surface. Gene Ontology annotation, molecular function: protein binding. The transcript is spliced from 3 exons. Bases 398 to 2731 code for a protein of 777 amino acids. Lineage: Eukaryota; Metazoa; Chordata; Actinopteri; Siluriformes; Ictaluridae.
GGGCAGCCUGGUGUUUAAUAGACUGAAGCUGUGGUAGACUUUACAACUGCUAAUAAAGCCUGGGUUGUUUAAUUAAUGUUAAAGAAUGGAGUGUUAAGGAGAUCUUAUAAAGAACACACCUAAUAUAUUAUCCAAAGAUGCUAGAUUUAAUGGGUUAAUGUUACACCAUGGCCGUGAUGAUCUCUACUCUUCUUUGGAUCUGUUUUAUCAUUUCUGUAUAUAUUUAUUACCUUUUCUUUUUACCUUUCCAUAUUAAAGUUCAUGCUUCUAACUGCUAAAAAUUUUUUUAUUGCAGGUGAGACACUGAGGUGUAAAAUUAAACAGCUUUGGCUUUAAGAAGCUAAAACGGACCUUGUGGAAAAACCUACACUAUCUAGGCCUUUGUACAUGAUCUACCAUGGCCAAAGUGUUCUGCAGCCUCUUGCUUCUGGGAAGUACAGUGAUGACAGCCACUGCAUGCCCCAAGUACUGUGUCUGCCAGAACCUGUCUGAGUCUCUAGGCACCCUGUGUCCUUCUAAAGGCCUGCUCUUUGUCCCACAUGAAAUUGACCGUCGGACCGUCGAGCUGCGACUGGGGGGGAAUUACAUUAUCAGGAUUACACAGCAGGAUUUUGUCAACAUGACAAGUCUUGUGGACUUGACACUUUCUCGGAACACCAUAAGCUCCAUCCAGCCUUUCUCUUUUGUGGAUCUUGAGACUCUACGCUCACUUCAUCUGGACAGCAACCGCCUAACCGAGCUUGGCCCAGAUGCUCUGAGAGGUCUGGUCAACUUGCAGCACCUCAUUCUGAAUAACAACCAGCUGGGCCACAUCUCAAAAGAGUCCUUUGAUGACCUGCUGCUAACGCUGGAGGAUUUGGACCUGUCCUACAACAACUUGCAGAGUGUACCCUGGGAGGCCAUUCGGAAGAUGCUCAGCUUGCACCAGCUCAGCCUUGACCACAACCUCAUCAGCCACAUUUCUGAGGGCACUUUCACAGACUUGGACAAGUUGGCCAGACUUGACCUCACAUCAAACCGGCUCCAGAAGCUUCCACCAGAUCCCAUAUUUGCACGGUCACAGACCAAUGUAGUGCUGAGUACACCAUAUGCUCCUGUGUUAUCCCUUAGUUUCAGUGGAAACCCGCUUCAUUGUAAUUGUGAGGUUUUGUGGUUGCGACGACUCAAGCGGGAGGAUGACAUGGAGACUUGCGCAUCUCCUCCAAACCUAAAGGGGCGGUACUUCUGGUAUGUGCGUGAGGAGGAGUUUGUCUGUGAGCCACCUUUGAUUACUCAACAUACGCACAAACUUCUGGUGCUUGAAGGUCAGACGGCCAGCCUACGCUGCAAGGCAGUAGGUGACCCCAUGCCUUACAUACACUGGGUGGCUCCUGAUGACCGACUUAUCAGUAACUCCUCACGAGCCACUAUUUACGAGAAUGGCACCCUGGACAUCAUGGUCACCACCUCAAGGGAUUAUGGCACUUUCACUUGCAUCGCCUCCAAUGCUGCAGGAGAAUCCACUGCCUCAAUUGAACUCUCCAUCAUUCAGCUGCCUCAUCUCAGCAAUGGCACAAACCGUACCUCACAGCCCAAGUCCAGGCUGUCUGACAUCACCAGCUCCGCAAAAACCAGCAAAGGAGAGACCAAACCCCAGCCAGAACAGGUGGUGUCUGUGUCGGAAGUCACAUCUGUCUCUGCCCUGGUCAAGUGGGUAGUGAGCAAAACAGCUCCAAAGGUGAAAAUGUACCAGCUCCAGUACAACUGCUCAGAUGAUGAGGUCCUGAUUUACAGGAUGAUACCACUUGCCAGCAGAGCCUUUGUGGUCAACAACCUGAUGCCAGGGAUGCAGUAUGACCUGUGCGUGCUCGCCAUCUGGGAUGACACGGCCACCACCCUCACCGCCACCAACAUAGUGGGCUGCGUUCAGUUUGUGACUCGUGUGGACUACCCUCGCUGCCAGUCUCUUCACAGGCAGUUCCUCGGUGGAACUAUGAUCUUGGUGAUCGGCGGCGUGAUCGUUGCAACUCUCCUGGUCUUCAUCGUCAUCCUCAUGGUGCGCUACAAAGUGAGUAGCUCUUCCCAAGUCGCCAAGCUUGUAUCAGUGAGCAACACUUACUCUCAAACCAAUGGUGGAAUGCAGGCAGCACAGUUGGUCAAUGGGGCUCCUCCACCUCCAGCCCCCAAAGCCAUAGUUGUGAUGCAUGAUGAGGUUGUAGAGUUUAAGUGUGGCUCUUUGCAAAGCAGCCUCUCUUCCACUUCCUCAACAGACUCGAUUGGCAGUGAGAAGGUGGGACGUUACGACCCGUGUGCCAAGUCUAGCAGUGGACCGCACAGAUGGAAGCACGCACCAGCUAAAACAAGGGCAAAUCUAGACCACCUGCUUGGAGCUUUUGCCUCUCUGGACAUAAAAGCUCCUGCCAGAGAUCCAGGUAACCGUUCCUCCACAGGGGCCAUCAUGGCAGCCACAGACAUUCUUUCAGACAAGGAGCCACUGCUGGGCCGCGGGGACUCCAGGCUUGGCCGCUUGCUCAAGCUGCCACUGGAGAGCAAGCCCAAGCGCAGUCACUCCUUUGACAUGGGUGAUGUUGGUGCUUCGCAGUGCCUUAGCUACCCACAGCGUAUCAGCAACAUCUGGACUAAAAGGAGUCUGUCAGUGAAUGGCAUGCUGCUGCAGUGUGACGAGAGUGAGGGGGAAGGAGAUAAAGGGACACUUGACAGCUCUGAAUGGGUCAUGGAGAGUACAGUCUGAUUAAUGGCCAGUUGUCAGAAAAGGCCAGAUUUUUGGCCUCAGUUCUGUUUGGAUAAGAGCAAAUGGGCUGACUUUUCAAAGGAAGAAGGACUCCUAGGACCAAAUUGAAAGGAUAUGUACUGCAUGAAUUCCCAUGUUAAUGAUUUUGUCCUUCUGUCUAUUUGAUCAAACUACAAACUCCAGGUUGACAUUGUGAGUAUAUGAAUGAGGGAAGCGGCAACAGCAAGGGCUGGCCCUCAUCACUGAAGCCUGAACCUGAGGCUCCCGCUGACUGCUUUUGCAAUUUGACAACAGAUGUGGAUUGAUAUCCAAUCAUGAAUGAUGUAUGAGAAUCUCAGAGAAAAUAAAAGACUGUUUUUUUUUUUUUUCCUUUCUCAAGCUAAGUGGAUGUGCACAAAUGACACAAAAGACUAAAUGCACAAAUUUGAUGAGAAUACAUUUGUAUGAAAAGGAUGAAAAAAAAUAAAAUGUGAAUGUAAUCAAAUACGCCAUUUUUUACUUUUUUGUUAUCACUUUUUUAUUUUUGCAAUUUUUUUUUAUUUCUCUUUCAUUCUUUAAAAAAAAUCAGAUAACCAAUGAUUGGCUGACUUAUUGGUCUAUAGGUUAGUAUUCUUGUAUAUUGGCCAUAUACAGUUUCAAAAGUCAAAUUAAUAUUAGAAUGCCGUGUUUAUGCUAUCGGCUGAAUGAUUUAUGUCAUCACUGAGUGCUGUAAUAGGAAUAAUAAAUUAGAAUUUUUAGAGGGGUAUUUCAUUAUUAAGCAAACACCAAACAUCAAUAACUUCUAAGCUCGGUCUAUUUUUUCCUUCAAAUCCUCUAAUGGAUUAUUGGAAAAUCGAGGAUUUGUUUUGCCAUUGGCUUGCCUUAAGGCACAGAUUUGUUGAUAUUGGCUACUCCUGGUUUCUGGGUUUUUUUUUGUUUUUUUCAGUUCAUCAUUCUGUCUAAUUAUUGCAAAUAAAUUCUGCCAUUGAUUUCUGUGGAAAAACAUUUUAUAUGAAAGGCAUAGAAAUAAACAGAUUCUGCGUCUCUUAAGUUGUAAAUGUGAUGAUAACUUUAUCAUUUCAUACUGUAUGUAUUUUUUUCAUUUGGAAAACAUUUAUUUUUAUAUUUGCGAAGAUUUAUUGGUUUAUUGCCUUUAAUACAUACCACCAUCCAAUAA